Haliotis rubra (blacklip abalone) is the source of this 1519-nucleotide messenger RNA. RefSeq names its product beta-centractin-like. The record is from RefSeq and is a predicted model, not a curated record. NCBI's taxonomy places the organism in Eukaryota, Metazoa, Mollusca, Gastropoda, Lepetellida, Haliotidae.
UAUCCGGAAGUUCUAUGAUCAUUAGGGGAAAAGACUUGUUCACUCGAUAAAAGCGAACAAAUAAGACAGAAUAAGCUGUCUUUAUGGAGUCUUACGAUGUAAUUGCAAACCAGCCCGUUGUCAUAGACAAUGGGUCUGGAGUGAUCAAAGCUGGAUUUGCUGGAGAUCAAGUUCCAAAAUACAUAUUUCCUAACUGCAUUGGCCGCCCUAAGCAUGUCCGGGUCAUGGCAGGUGCCCUGGAGGGCGACCUCUUCCUGGGACCUGAGGCUGAGGAACAUCGGGGUCUGCUGUCCAUCCGAUACUCAAUGGAGCACGGAAUUGUGAAAGAUUGGAAUGACAUGGAACGGAUCUGGCAGUACAUAUACUCCAAAGACCAACUACAGACUUUCUCCGAGGAGCACCCUGUGUUACUGACAGAAGCUCCUCUCAACCCCCGAAGGAACAGGGAGAAGGCUGCUGAAAUAUUUUUCGAGACUUUCAAUGUUCCAGCCCUCUUCAUAUCCUUGCAGGCUGUCCUUAGUUUAUAUGCCACUGGUAGAACAACAGGAGUGGUGCUAGAUGCUGGUGAUGGUGUCACCCAUGCUGUACCCAUCUACGAGGGCUUUGCUAUGCCACACAGUAUCAUGCGUGUUGAUAUCGCUGGGCGAGAUGUCACACGCUACCUUCAGCUUCUCCUGAGGAAGGAAGGUUUUGAUUUCCACACCACUGCCGAGUUCGAGGCUGUCAGAACCAUCAAAGAAAAAGCAUGCUACUUGUCCAUCAAUCCCCUGAAGGAGGAGAGCAUGGAGACGGAAAAAGUACAGUACGCACUGCCCGACGGUAACGUCAUUGAGGUUGGACCAGCUCGAUUCCGAGCUCCAGAGCUGUUGUUCCGACCUGACCUGGUUGGUGAGGAAUGUGAGGGUAUUCACGAGGUGCUAGCAUACUCCAUACAGAAGUCAGACAUGGAUCUCAGGAGAACACUAUUUUCUAACAUUGUCUUGUCCGGUGGAUCAACAUUAUUUAAAGGUUUUGGAGAUCGACUACUUAGUGAAGUGAAGAAAUUAGCACCUAAGGAUAUCAAGAUUAGGAUAUCUGCUCCCCAAGAAAGGUUAUAUUCUACAUGGAUUGGGGGUUCUAUCCUUGCUUCCCUGGAUACAUUCAAGAAGAUGUGGGUGUCGAAACGCGAGUAUAACGAGGAAGGCGUCAAGGCGAUACAUCGGAAAACAUUCUAGACCUGGAGGCAUUUUAACACAUAAUUCUACAUCCUCAUAUGUGCAUUUCUUGUAAAUGUCCAUGUAAUAUAUUAUUUAUCUGUUGACUUUAGCCGCAGGGGUAGGAAACAAAGGACUGUGUCAGCCAUAUCUGAAACGGCUGUUGCCUUAUGUACCCGAACAAGUGGUGUAAGAUCACUGCUUUGUGAUAGGCCUGCACUGGAUAUGUUAAUGUUUUCUUAUGUAUAUCAGUUCAAGAGAGGCCUCCUUCUGUAGGCUCAUACAGCUAGGACUUAAUCAUCUUGAUUAAAAUUGCUUAGUCGUCA